AUGAAAUUGCUGAGGGAUUUGGUGUUGCAGAGGAGAGAACUACAGGAUUUUUAUGAUGGCCUUCACUGGUGCUCUGAUGGAACCCUGUUUUUUGACACUAUUCCUGAGGUUAGUGUUGGCACUCCCCUUUACAAUAAGGAAAUGAAUACGCAUUCAAAGGACCUGUUUCAUGUCCAAAGUAUUCCAUUCGAGGUUGAUACGAAUAACAAACUUGAACAUCAAGUGAAUAGUAUCAAUACUCUGCUAAACUCUCAGCCAGCGUCCUUUGUCAGGAGCUGUAAACCCUGCCCGGUCGACCCCACUAUAAUGGCUGUUCUAACAAACAACGGUAAUGUUCUUCUGUUCAAAAACGACAAGUUGCUUUCGAACUUGGAUGAUCCUAACUCUACCAUAGAACAGAGAACGUAUCAUUGUUUUGAAUGGUGCCCGAACAAACUAUCAAUCGCCGUGGGAAAUGAGACAAAUGAACUCGUUUUAUUUACGCUGGGCAACGACGGUUCCCAGUCUUCUAAGAAUAUUACAUUAGGCUCUGUCAGUCAAUUACCACAAUGGGUUGUUCAUAUACGUUGGAGUGAUCAUGGUAUGAUCUGCGCUGCUUCUGAUAACGGUGUUCACUUCGUGGAUGGGUCCACAAUGGCUGCCGAUGAGAUUUUACCACCAGCAAGAUUCAAAAUAGUAAACAUUGAUAUUGUACACGAAUUUGCAAUAAUAGCGACAUAUGGUGCCGUCUAUAAAGUUAAUUUGAAAACAAAAGAUACCAAAAUGUUUAGAGUAGACCCAUUACAAGAAUUCCACAUAAUACCAUUGUUACGAACCAGAGAGGUUGUAUUCUUAUCUAACAGCUCUUCCUGUAAGUUAAACUUGGAUCAAGCUGGCGAAUUACUUUCUGAAGACAUCAUCUUUCCAAACCUAGAGAGGAAACUGAAAAAGUGGAACGAAGUCUGGAAUCCAUUGAAAAAAUACAAGUCAACGCUAUUUAUUCAUGGUGUUGCCCUAUCACCCGACGGGUAUUCUGUUGCCAUUCUCUACGAUAUUGACCGGGAUACUCUGAAGUACAAGAUCCAAUCGGAAUUCCAAUAUAAGGUAUCCUUCUUUCCGUUAUACGAUAAUUGGGAACUAUCAAAUAAGGCGUCAGGGUUGGCGUGGUAUCAAACGUAUCACAUCUACAAUAAGCAACUUCCCGUUACAGAAGAUAGUGCUGAGGUACCCACUCUUGACACAAGCGAGGGUCUCAAUUUGUAUCUUAACGAUAUCAUGAAUCACAAUUCCAUGAUUUACCGACUUUUCAACAAUUUGAUAACAACGGAGGUCCAAACUAUUGAUUUAUUUUACAGAUUGGUAUUCGAAUACGGCAGAGAUAACAUCACUAAAAUAGACAAUCUACUGGACCAGGCAUGCUUGGCAUCUUUGGCUAAAGUACUUGGUGAGAAUCCAACCUUCUUACCAUCCCAGCACCCCAUUCCAUUUAAAGGUGAGUUCAUAGAACAGGUCUUUCUUUUCGGAAGUGAAAAUGAAAAUCUUACAGAAAUUGAGUCACAAGAUGGAAAUACAUGGAGACGUUGUUCGGUGACGUUACUACCCUUGAUCACCACACGCGUAAAGGUCUGCCCUGUAACAAAACAUAGAAUAAUAGACAUUAACAAAGAUUUGUUGAAUGAAUACGGUUGGUUUACAAGAACUUUGUUGGAAUAUUUCAACGAGAAGAGUGUUUAUACUGGGAGCAAGUUGUUGUGA
Molecule: messenger RNA, 1734 nt
Organism: Huiozyma naganishii CBS 8797
Lineage: Eukaryota; Fungi; Ascomycota; Saccharomycetes; Saccharomycetales; Saccharomycetaceae
Gene: TFC8
Product: transcription factor TFIIIC subunit TFC8
Exons: 1
Coding region: 1-1734 (577 amino acids)
Molecular function (GO): protein binding
Source: RefSeq, a predicted model, not a curated record